AUGCUCUACUCCGCCAAAAAGAACCCCACAGACCUUGAAACCGCCUCCACCACCGCCCCUGCUCCCGCCAAACUUAUCUUCGCCCCCACAGGCGGCAGCGCGGACCCCACAAAAGCCGUGCAAUACCUGCAAGGCGAGCUCUCGCGCGCCUCCCUCUCCGCCUCCCCGCUCACGCAAUUCCACGCCUGGUUCGCGGCCGCCCACGCCGCCAACGUGUACCAGCCGGAGACCGUGACGCUGGCGACGGCCUCGCUGCCCUCAGGCGCCGUCUCCGCGCGCGUCGUCUUCCUCAAAGAGCUCGACGAGCGCGGCUUCGUCGUGUACUCCAACUGGGACACGUCGCGCAAAGCCGCCGACGUGGCGUCGAACCCGCGGGCCGCGCUGACGUUUUGGUGGCGCGAGGUGGAGCGCCAGGUGCGCGUCGAGGGCGCGGUGGAGAGGCUGAGUAGUGCGGAGAGCCAGGUGUAUUAUGACACCCGCGCGCGGGGGAGUAGGAUUGGGGCGUGGGCGAGUCCGCAGAGUAAGGUGCUGGAGGGACGGAAGGAGCUGGAGGAGAGGGUCAAGGGCGUGGAGGAGAGGUUUGAGGGGGUGGAGAAGAUCCCGGUUCCGGAUUUCUGGGGGGGCGUGAGGAUUGUGCCGGAGGCGGUGGAGUUUUGGCAGGGGAGGGAGAGUCGGCUGCAUGAUCGGUUUAGGUAUGAGAAGGAGGGCGAGGAGUGGAGGGUGGAGAGGUUGAGUCCGUAG
This is a messenger RNA of Mytilinidion resinicola, 741 nucleotides long. RefSeq names its product pyridoxamine 5'-phosphate oxidase. Lineage: Eukaryota; Fungi; Ascomycota; Dothideomycetes; Mytilinidiales; Mytilinidiaceae. Bases 1 to 741 code for a protein of 246 amino acids. Gene Ontology annotation, biological process: pyridoxine biosynthetic process. Gene Ontology annotation, molecular function: FMN binding; pyridoxamine phosphate oxidase activity. The record is from RefSeq and is a predicted model, not a curated record. The transcript has a single exon.